AUGCCGUACAUGUACAACAUCUACCUUAACGGUCCCAACUUGGUUACAGAUGAAGAGAAGAAGACAAUCUACUUCACAUAUUCUUACUACACUGAAGAAUAUACAAGAAUGUCGAUUGAAUGGUCAAGUGUGUUCAAGACGUCGAAUUGGAACAUACAAAGGAAAGAUUGGUCCAUUCAACGGAUGCACAUGCGUACGAGGUGCGGCCUUUAUGGCCUGUGCGGGCCGUUUGGGAUUUGCAAGGAGUUGGGCUCGCGGAUAUGUGUCUGUAUGCAAGGAUUCGAGCCUAAGUCGAUUGCUGAGUGGAGUAGCAGGAAUUGGUCAGGUGGAUGUGUAAGGAAAGCCCAGUUGAAUUGUAGUAGUGGAGGGAAAGGAAAUGGAUUUUUGAAGAUUGGAGGAUUGAAAAUGCCAGAUUUUGCAGAUUGGAAGCGUGGCGUGGGUGAUGGAAAGACCUGCGAAGAUGACAGUCUGAAGAACUGUUCUUGUAUCGCCCUCGCCUAUGUUAGUGGAAUUGGGUGUAUGAACUGGGGUGGAGAUUUGAUCGAUAUUGAAGAAUUCAGCUCUGGUGGAGAGAAUCUUUACAUCCGUCUGGCAGAUUCCGAACUCGAUUCAGGAAGGAAGAUAAAAUGGCAGGAAAUGGUGUUGUUUCAUAUGGGCCCGAAUCUACAUGCAUUCAGAAACUCUUCAGAUGCUGAUAUACGGAGAGAUGGUGUAAACCAAACGAAAGGCCCCGAAUUACCCAUUUUCGAUUUUAAGAUGAUAGCAAAGGCAACACGGCAUUUUAGUGAUGCAAAUAAACUUGGAGAAGGAGGUUUUGGUCCUGUUUACAAGGGCAAGCUCCCUGAUGAACAGGAAAUAGCAGUGAAAAGGCUUUCCAAAACCUCUGGGCAAGGAUUACAAGAAUUCAAGAACGAGCUUAUGCUCAUUUCCAAACUCCAACACAGGAAUCUUGUUAGGCUCUUGGGUUGUUGCAUCGAAGGAGAAGAGAAGAUUUUGAUAUACGAGUACAUGCCCAUCAAGGGCUUGGAUUCCUUUCUUUUUGGUUUUGGUGUAAUAUCUUUGUUAGAUCCAAGCCAGCAAUCGGUACUGGAUUGGGCCAAACGCUUCCACAUUGUGGAAGGGAUUGCUCGAGGGCUUCUUUAUCUUCAUCAAGAUUCAAGAUUGAAGAUCAUUCACAGUGAUCUUAAGGCGAGUAAUAUUCUACUAGAUGGAGACUUGAAUCCAAAGAUAUUGGAACAAGGAAGCAGCGUCUUGCCCAUCUUGAACGGAUGGAAGAGUCCUUUUAGAAGCAAAAGGCUAGAGUCUCCUGGAUUGAGGAAGGUGACAGGAAUACUAAAUUUUUCCACAACACUGCAAAUGAGAAGUUCCGACACUCCUUCAACUCCAAGUUCAAAGAUGCUGCGGGUAAUGUCAUUUCAGGGCAAGAGGAUCUCAAACAAGCUGCCGGCAGAUUCUUUGAGGAGCAGUUCUCUGGGGAUCCCGCUAACUAGUUGGUUGAGCUGCUUCAGAACAUCCCAAAUCUGA
This is a messenger RNA of Magnolia sinica, 1524 nucleotides long. Its product is annotated as G-type lectin S-receptor-like serine/threonine-protein kinase At1g11330. Lineage: Eukaryota; Viridiplantae; Streptophyta; Magnoliopsida; Magnoliales; Magnoliaceae. The record is from RefSeq and is a predicted model, not a curated record. Gene Ontology annotation, biological process: recognition of pollen; protein phosphorylation. The transcript is spliced from 5 exons. Gene Ontology annotation, molecular function: ATP binding; protein kinase activity. The coding region runs from base 1 to 1524 and encodes 507 amino acids.